UUACAUCGGUACAGAAAUCGGCCAUAUUUGUUGUUAGUUGAGAGCAGAACCAGCCAUCUAAUUAUUGUUGACAUUUAGCGCAAGAAAAUGAAGUGGGAAUAUAAAGAAGAGCAUCCGUUUGAGAAAAGGAGAGCCGAGGGAGAGAAAAUCAGAAAGAAGUAUCCUGAUCGAGUUCCCGUCAUUGUUGAAAAAGCACCAAAGGCAAGAGUUGGUGAUUUAGAUAAAAAGAAAUAUCUGGUACCAUCAGAUUUGACUGUUGGACAGUUUUAUUUCCUUAUUAGAAAGCGGAUACACCUGAGGCCAGAAGAUGCCCUUUUCUUCUUUGUAAACAAUGUGAUUCCUCCAACAAGUGCAACAAUGGGAUCAUUGUACCAGGAACAUCAUGAGGAGGACUUUUUUCUGUACAUUGCUUACAGUGAUGAGAGUGUGUAUGGCCAGUGAGACUCCUUCAUAUGAAGUGACAAGGAUGUGUAUGGUUAGUGAUUUCAUCACAAUCUGCACAUAAUUGAAGACCACACCUGGGGAACGUUUCAUUGCUUUUACUACAAACUGGUGAUCUUAAUUUUGCAUGUUAUCAUUAUUGUACUCAAAAUACAGACAACAUUGCGUACAGUUUUGUUAAAAGGGAGAGAAUGUGAUUUUAAACUUUAAACUAACAGAUGGGGCCAGAUUUUACUUUGAAAAAAUCUGCCUUUUUACUGAAUUUUUUUUUUUUGGCAGAGUGCUAUUUUAACCUGAUAAUCUUCACAGGGCUAUUAUCACAAUAUGGGAAAUUUUUGCACCUCUCAUCUCAGUAAACGUUAAUUAUUUUGGUGCACAGUUUUAGGGAAAAAAACUUGUUCCCUCAAAUUCUGCUUGGAUUGCAUCUACAAGAAAUUGUUUGUCAAGAAAAAAUUUCACAAUUACAUAUCAAAAUUGUAACCAACUGUCAAGAAAUUCUGGUACUUUUGUUUUGAUUAAAAAUAAUCAUCAUUAAAAAAAGAGAUACAUUUGUAGAUAUAUGAUUGCAAUGUAAAAUGUCAUGUAUGGUUAAGUAUGUGUAAAAGUGUGAGUAAAUGUUGACACGUAGUUCAAAGGUCAAAGGUUAGCUAUUUCUGCAUUUGUAUCUAUACUGACCAUUUGUGGCAUAUAGGGAUUUGCAAAGCUAGGGACUGAUGUUUGUUUUAUUUUCAUGAUUAUUAUUUUAUUUAAUGUUGUACCCACUUUUAUGUUGUUUUCACCCAUCUGUUUAUUGACUAUGUAUUGACGGAGCAUGUAAGAAGAUUUGUAUCUGUAUAACAUCAGAUAUUAAGAAAACAAAAGUUUGGAGAGGGAUGGGGGUUGCUGAUGUUAAUUGGAUGAAAAAAAAAUUAAUUUGGUAUUACUAUACUCAGUUUGUAAUAAAAUAUUGAUAAAGACUCCUUGGAAGCGAAAGUUUUAUUUUUCAUGCGAGAUGUUGUACAUAUUUAUUCAAUUUUGCCACAAGUUUCAAAGUCAUGCUUUGUCUACUUCUUAUACACUUAAUAAUGUAUAAAACAGAUUGUUGUGUACGUUUAAAUGUGUCUUUCAAAAGAAUACACCGUUAUUUUUACCUUUUGUUACAAACUAUAUCUAUAAUUAAACAGAAACAGUUGUUUCUUGAUAAGGGUUUAUAUUUUCCGCUUGUAUUAUUGGUGUUACACAGAAAUUGCUUACAUGAUAAAAACACUUCAGAUAUUGAUGUUUAGGAAUUUUUAGCUUUAAAGAAAAAGAAAUUGUUUAUAUUUUAAUAGGUGCUGUAUUCUGUAGAGAGAUUUAUUUCAUUUUUUUUUCUGAUGCACAGUUUAUGUCUGGGUCGCUGCAGAUUAUUUGAAAGUUUCCAAAGAUAGGCUUAUUCACGUCUUGAUCUGUUGAUACGGUUGUUCUACUUUGUUCAUACAAUGUUAAUAUUCCUUCACUUUCAUACUGAGAAAAGUGUACCAAAACCUCACCAUAUUUUGUUUUAAGGUUUGUGUGGUGAAGUGGUUGAUAGGAUUAAAUAUUGAUGUCACCUGACAACCUGGUUUGGUUGGUGUUUGUGAAACCUUGAUAAUAAUGUUAAUGUAUACAAAACUUCUUUAUGUAGAGAACAUGUAGUAACAGUCUGUCUAUUUAAUGGAAAUUUUGUUCUCAUAUUAGUUCAUCUCUGUUAUAUAUUUGGUUUCACCCCGAAACAUGUUUUAUCAAAUUGAAAAUAAAGGUAAAAUAUUGUUAA
Ylistrum balloti is the source of this 2212-nucleotide messenger RNA. RefSeq names its product gamma-aminobutyric acid receptor-associated protein. Gene Ontology annotation, molecular function: ubiquitin protein ligase binding; GABA receptor binding. Gene Ontology annotation, biological process: macroautophagy; cellular response to nitrogen starvation; autophagosome assembly. Bases 88 to 441 code for a protein of 117 amino acids. Gene Ontology annotation, cellular component: autophagosome; cytosol; autophagosome membrane. NCBI's taxonomy places the organism in Eukaryota, Metazoa, Mollusca, Bivalvia, Pectinida, Pectinidae. The record is from RefSeq and is a predicted model, not a curated record. The transcript is spliced from 3 exons.